GCAGAUGAUAGUAGGUAUAAUAGUAAUAUCUUAAAGGAACAGAAUUAGUAGAAUUCGUUCUACAAGACUAUUCAUGUCAUCUACCACGGACAAAAUAUCCCAACACCCAUGCUGGCAACCCACGUGCUAUCUGUCUCAAGACCUCUCGACACGUUAUAUGCAUGCAGACCAACAGAGGAACAUAAGAGAAUGGCCGAGCGUAGGGCAUGCCAAGACGUCACUAGUGGUAGGAAGCCAAGAUCGACGGUGGCCACGCAGCUUCGGGUAUUAUCUGGCGGGGGGGGUUUCUCGAAGAUUGUCAAUCGAUUGGCUAGUAUUGCAUCCCCGGGUUAGUAGUGCACUUGAGUAUGGAGAAGGCACAGCGGGAAUGGGACGUAUCUCGCCUGAGCGACCAAAGCAGCACACUUCUGGAUCACGAAAGAUGAAGAUCACAGGAUUGCGGUGUGGUGGAAGUCAUUGGAGGGCAAUGGCGGUAAGUGAAACUGGGCUUGGCAAUGCUGGCACAUGAGAUAGCGCCGAUGUGGUUUGGGAAGCAGGAAGUUUUAGGUUUGUGUGCCAUACGGGCGCUUGGAAGGUUCAGUCAGGCUACAAGCUACAUAUGGGAGGAUACCCAAAUUUGCGACAGAACUUGGAUGCAGUGUCGAUAG
Aspergillus piperis CBS 112811 is the source of this 647-nucleotide messenger RNA. RefSeq lists its product as uncharacterized. The transcript has a single exon. Lineage: Eukaryota; Fungi; Ascomycota; Eurotiomycetes; Eurotiales; Aspergillaceae. Bases 74 to 508 code for a protein of 144 amino acids. The record is from RefSeq and is a predicted model, not a curated record.